AUGUGUGCCCGAAGAAAAAUUGUUAAACUUUUUCAUUUUAGCAGAAUUGAGCUGGGGGAAGGGGUGGAGCUGACGUUGGGCGAGCUGCGCGCCAUGGCGCUACGCCAGCAGCAGCAGAUAGACACACAGCACCAGCUGCUCUGUGCUAAGGAGCAGCGGCUGCGAUACCUCAAACAGCAAGAGGCUAGGCAACACCAGGUGGCGGUAGAAGGUGAGCGUCUACGACGGUUACGUGAGCGCGUAGAGGCACAGGAGCUCAAGUUACGGCGGCUACGGGCGCUACGGGGACAGCUUGACAGAAACAAACAAGCGAAUAUUGCUCUUACAAGUGACCUUGAGUCAAUACGAGCUUUAUUCAAUGAAAAAGAGAAAGAGCUGUCUGUGGCGGUGGCUAAGGUGGAGGAGCUGACGAGGCAGCUCGAGGAGUUGAGAAGAGGCAGAGUUCAACCCGCACCGCCGUCAGCGCACGAGCUUGACAAGUUUAGGAGGGAAUUGAUGUACCGCAACAAACUGAACGAGCAACAGAACGGCAGGCUGUCGGCACAGCGGGCAGCGCUGGGCGCGCGGCAGGAGGAAAUGAGAAGCAUCGACCGCCGCGUCUCAGAACUACAAGCAAGGCUGCUCAGAAAGAGAGCGUUGAAUCGGCAACUUGCGGCUGCACAUCGGCAACCACAGCAGCAACAGCAGCAGCAACAAAGAACAACAAAUCCGACUCCUAUGCAACAGUUACCUAAUUACUCUACCGGUAGCUCUGGGGUUAACAGUCAACCAAAGAACCAGCAACCUCGAGGCAAUGUUGCUGCUGUUGAACCUUACAACCACGUGCCGCAUGCUCAGAGCGUCAGUCAUAACACUAAUUUCCAGGCACCCAUGAAGCAGAAUGUAAUACAAAAUAACGUGCCAUUAAAACAGCUGACUCAAAGCGAUAAUAUUCAAAGUCACUUGACACAGCAAGAAGCACAUUAUUUACAACAAAAACAAAUGAUAAACCCAUUAUUCAACGGAUAUCCCAACACUCAUUUACAAGACAAUCAGUAUCAGGGACAAUACCCGAACAAACAUGACAGUUUCAGUCAUGUUCAACAAGGAAUUAGCAACGCUUACGAUCAGAAAUCAAUGCUCGACCAAAAUAAAUACAUGGACUAUUUGAAACAGCCGCAAUACAGUCCAAACAGCACAAGUAGUUCAAAUAGCAAUCAAACAGGCAAGGAUUUGAAGAUAAACGAGCAAGAGUUCCCGCCUGAAUUUGCAGCGAGUAAAUCAGACCCAAAAUAUCAAACUUUGCCAUAUAACACCAAAUUCCCUCAAAGCACUAAUGGGAAGCUAAAACCUGAAGCGAAUGGGAAAAGCAAUGAAAACUUGGAGAAGAAUGCUAUCAACGUCAACCAUAUGACUGUGCAUUCUACACCACUUUCAGUUGUGAAUAAAAGUUUAGCGACACCUCUAAGUCAAACAGAAUCUACAUAUCAGCAAGAUAAUACAUAUCAGUUGCAGAAAUCUGACUCUUCUAGUAGAUGUAAUCAAGAAGGAAAGGAAAACCAUGCAUAUCCACAGAAUAGGCUAAGUCAGAAUAAUAGUCAGAACAAUGAAGGUUUAAAAGGAAAUGUUAAGCAGCCAGUGCUAAAGGGCAGUUCACCUAGUUUAAGUUCUAAUACAACUUCUGCCAGCAGUUCUAUUGGAUUUGGGAAACCUGUAUCGAGUGUAGCACCCACAUCAGUUCAGGUCUCAAGUGGGAAACCAUCACCCAUUUACCAGACAUCCUCCACAAAGAUCCAACCGGUCCAACCGCAGACCGUUCAAACCCAAAGCAUCACUGUAUCAUCAUCAAAUCAUGUAGCUAGUAAUGUGGUGACCUCCCAACCCCAGAUCGUUAGAAACACUGCAUCAGGGCUGUCAACUAGUACUGGAAGUUCAACAUUUGCUGGACAGAAUGCGUCAUCACAGAGUAUCCUGUUAUCGCCACCACAAAGCGCCAGCACACCAUUGUCUACUCCUGAUGUCAGUACAGACAAAUCUCCUAAACCUGCCCUACCUCCAAAACCCACUAUCAAGACACCACCUAGACAAUCAGUAAACAAUGACGUGGGCUUCAAUCAAUCCGUUGAUAACAUUACACCAAUGCCCACCAUACCCUUGCCUUCGGACAUAUCCAACGACAGUGAACCGCAGCAGAAAGAAUCAGUCAGCAGUACGAGUAGCAACGAAAUGAUCAUUAAAGCACGCCCACUCACUAUCAGAAAACCACCGAUGAGUGAACAGCCUAAACUAAGAAAUGUUAGCAAUGCCAAGAAUGGAAUAAGCGUCAGUAUAAACAGACGUAUAGAAAUGCCUCCAGCAUUUUUAUUCCCUGAAAUGGAUCAUUUAGAAAACAUGCCUAAUGAAAACGGCCUUAAAGAGAAGAAACAAAAGGACGAAGUUGAUAGGGCUUUGAAUAAUAAUAACAUAUCAAUAGAUAGGCAAGAUGAUAGUAAGGAUAUUUUAGUGUCAGAUAUCACAGAACAGAUCAGUUCUGUGGACUUGAACGGUCAGGAUUCUCAGGGAUCUGAGAAUGUUCUGAGGCGGACAAAAAAGGGCAAUUUGAAGCAAGGUGGUAAAGCGCCGUUGACUAGGCGAGUUAGCUUCGAUCCCCUCGCGCUUCUGUUGGAUGCUAGUUUAGAAGGAGAGUUAGAACUUGUCAAGAAAACAGCAACACAGGUGCAGAACGCAAGCGCUGCAAAUGACGAAGGGAUCACGGCCCUGCAUAACGCCAUUUGUGCAGGACACUUUGAAAUUGUCAAAUUUCUAGUGGAGUUGGGAUGUGACGUGAAUGCACAAGACUCAGACGGUUGGACACCGUUACAUUGCGCCGCGUCAUGUAACAACUUGGCAAUGGUCCGCUUCCUUGUUGACAAUGGUGCAUGUAUAUUCGCAACGACGUUGUCUGACCACGAGACGGCGGCUGAGAAGUGCGAAGAAGACGAGGAAGGGUUCGAUGGAUGCUCGGAGUACCUCUACAGUGUCCAAGAAAAGCUCGGUAUAAUGAACAACGGGCUGGUGUACGCGGUGUUCUCGUACACGGCAUCACGUAACGACGAGCUGUCGUUCGAUACGGGCGAGAGACUGCAAGUGUUGAGGAAGGGCGACGACAACGAGCGCGAGUGGUGGUGGUGUCGGGACGACGCAGGGAACGAGGGAUACGUGCCCAGGAACUUGCUGGGGUUAUACCCACGAGUAACCGCACAGCAAGAAUGA
Arctia plantaginis is the source of this 3231-nucleotide messenger RNA. The record is from the annotation of a GenBank genome assembly. Lineage: Eukaryota; Metazoa; Arthropoda; Insecta; Lepidoptera; Erebidae.